Messenger RNA from Rodentolepis nana, 2376 nucleotides. NCBI's taxonomy places the organism in Eukaryota, Metazoa, Platyhelminthes, Cestoda, Cyclophyllidea, Hymenolepididae. The record is from the annotation of a GenBank genome assembly.
AUGCUAACCCCUAUCUUACACCGAUGUGGUUUUAUCUUUCCGUCCAUAUGCACUCGCACUUUAAGGUCUACAACCCAUAUUUCUCCCUCUACUAAAUCAAUAAAUCCCUUGGGACCAUCUGUUAAUGCAGAUACUCUUGCAAGGGCUGCCAAUGAUGAAUUUAAUAGUCCUGAUCCGUCCAAAUAUUGUCAGAAUCUGAGGGUUGAAGAUACGGUCAAAAUUUUGCGAGAUUGGCUAUCAACACUUGAUGUAGAUCAACACUACCCCUCCCUACCUGAGGCAAAUAAUCUAGCCGCACUUGUUUCCCACAAUGAUUGUCUUCGGAAACUGGUUAAUCUCGGUGCUGAUUUAUCUAAAAUGGAAUCCCAACCAGGUGUUGCUAAUCUUCUAAUAAAAACAGAUUUCGAGGCAGCAAUAUCUCCAAAACUAUGGCUUCUUACAGAUUUUGGGUUUAAGCUUUCUCAAAUUUCACGGGUUAUGACAUACAUCCCAAAGACGAUAGUUAAAUCUUCUACUGAGGAGCUUGCCUCGAAAUUGAAAUAUUUUACAGAUCGACAGUUCACAUCAGAUGCCGUUGUUCACAUGGUUUCCGAUCAACCGACUAUCUUGGAAAUGUCAAGUUGUGAAGUGGAUUUAGUACUGGCCAGUAUAAUAAAAACGUUUUCACUGAUGGACGACCAGUUACGGCAUAUUGCAUUCGGAGCUCCAAAGUGUAUUGUUCAGCCAAUAAAGUCAACAAAAGAUGUUUUCGUUGUACUCACGAAAAUGUUGGGCUUUCCUCCAGCCCAAACUAGAGAAAUGCUAAUUGAUUAUCCACGUCUAAUUCUAUCAAGCAAGUUUGUAUUUUUCACUUUUUUUCUCCAAACAUUUAUUUAUAAUAGUUAUUUACACAUUUUAGGCAAUCGUGUGUUAUCCACCAAUGCGUUCCAUCUCCACAAGCGUCUUGAAUUGCCGUUUGAACUCAUUGCGUUGUUUCCAAGGUCUCUUUGUGCGCCUCCAAGAGUCCUUAUGGAGAGGACAAAUUUUCUCAAAUUAUGCAAUCGCUUUCAACCCUAUGGUUCGAAACCCCUGUUUACAUCACUGGACGCGAUUGUUGAGGGAACAGAUGAGGAGUUCUUUAUUCCCAAGAUCCGAACUUCCCUCAAGUACAACGAUGUCGUUAAGUCAGAAAAGUUUAUCACUCCAUUCCGCGUUUCUCAUGAAUACAUGCUCACCAACGAAGAUACAAAGUCCCUUACGAGGUACUAUAGUCGCAGUCCGUAUACAUGGGAGGUUCGGACACAGGUUUUCGAUCGGAACGAGGUGGAGCAAAUGGCUCUUAUGAAGUAUGGUGGUCAAGAGGGCCUUGCCGCCUUUCGUCGAAAAGUCAGAGAAGCUGAAAGCCAGAAUGUGAGUCUAAUAGACAGACUCACCCGGCGGAAAACAAACAAUGAUGUAAUUGCAAAUGAAUUUGCCGACUCAAGUGCUGGUCACAAUCGUAAUAUGAUGCCAUUUUCGUGGAACAGCGGGGCUGGCAGAGUGGUUAUGGCGGCUAUUAUUGUCAACAUUUUGAAUGUGGGCGCGAAAGCUUGGGCUUGGUGGAUAACCGGUUCCAAGAGUAUGUUCUCUGAGAUGAUGCAUUCCGUAGCUGAUACACUGAAUCAGGUUAUCCUAGCAUAUGGUAUCCACUCUUCGUUACAGCGUCCCGAUACAAUCCAUCCGUAUGGCUACUCUCGAAUGCGUAGCAUCUCCUCUCUUAUCAGUGGUGUGGGUAUCUUCUUUCUUGGCGCUGGUUUCACCUGCUAUCACGCACUCCAGGGCAUGGUAAUGCCCAUCGAGGAUGAGCAUCUCUCCAUACAGUACGCACUUGGUGUCGCAGUGGGUUCCCUCCUUACUGAGGGUACUACACUGGCAAUGGCCUACCGGGAAGUGAGCACAAAGUCGAGAGAGAAUGGUUUCACCAGCAUUCGGUCCUACCUUCUUUCGGGUACAGCUGAACCCAGUACCGCGGUGGUCUUACUUGAAGACUCGGCUGCCGUGUUGGGGGUGAUUAUUGCUGGUGGUAGUUUGGCAGGAUCUUACAUGCUUCAGCAUCACAUGCCUGACACGGCUGGGGGUUUCUUAAUUAGUAUUCUCCUGGCUAGUGUUGCGGCAUUUAUUAUUCGGACAAAUACGGAUAUCCUCCUGGGAAAAUCUGUCUCGGGGGAGAAGAUGGUGAGAAUAAUGCAGCACAUUGACAGACACAAGAUUGUUAGAGGCACCUACGAUACUAAAGCAGUAUUGAUGGGUAGUGGCAAUGCUAUUCGACUCAAAUCCGAGAUUGAUAUCGAUGGCCGGGAACUAACUCGUCGCUAUCUGGAAACCGUACCGCUUGAUUCGUUAUUUGCGGAAUCAUGA